GGGACUAAAACGACUUCGUAGAAAGUACAGUCGGCUACUAGGAGAGAUUCCAGAUGUUGGGUAAAACUUGCUUUGGGAGGAGUCCCAUAUUUAGAUCUUUGUGUAGGCUUGGCCUAUGACACGUGACAGAUUUCCCAAGUAGUUCUUGCACAGGGCAUCAAUUUGAGCGCUCAAGGGUCAGCAAAUAGAAGUAGCACCCAAUCACACCAGUUUAUUUUUUAGUGGUGCUGAUACGCGCGAGAGGGAUUCAGUGAAGUCGCACUGCGCAACGAUGAAGGACAACAUUUCAAACUGAGUGAAAGGAUAAAGUUUGGAAACAGCUUUACAACUUUACUGUUUAGUGUAGCUUUAAAAUUACUUCGAAACGCAGUGGUCAUUGGAAACGUUGCUGUGCAGCGCAAUGGCUGCCCAGUGCGAUUCUUUGAGCGGAUACUUGCACCAGUCGGACCAGGGCUCGAACAGCGAGCGCAGUGACUCCCCAAUCCCCGGAUCCGAAGAUGACUUGAGCGGACCCCAUGUCUUACCAGACCCAGAGUGGACGGAGGAAAGAUUUCGAGUUGACCGCAAGAAACUGGAAGUCAUGCUACUAGCAGCCACCGAAGGAAGGAUCAACGGAGGGGAGGAUUUCUUCCAGAAGGUGAUGGAUGAGACCACAACACAGAUAGCCUGGCCUUCCAAACUGAAGAUCGGAGCCAAGUCCAAAAAAGACCCCCACAUCAAGGUGUGUGGAAAGAGAGACAACGUGAGGGAAGCCAAAGACAGGAUCAUGUCAGUCCUGGACACCAAGAGUAACCGCGUCACCCUGAAGAUGGACGUGUCCCACACAGAGCACUCCCACGUCAUCGGGAAGGGGGGCAACAACAUCAAGAAGGUGAUGGAGGAGACCGGCUGCCACAUCCACUUCCCAGACUCCAACCGUAACAACCAGGCGGAGAAGAGCAACCAGGUGUCCAUCGCUGGCCAGCCUGCAGGAGUGGAGGCAGCACGGGCCAAAAUACGAGAGCUGCUACCUCUGGUCUUAUCGUUCGAGCUCCCUGCCCAGCCUGACCCGUCCUCGCCCGCCGUGCAGCACAUCUCCCAGACGUACGACCUGAACGUGUCCUUCAAGCCCCCCGGACGCCUCUACAGCUCCACCGCCGUGGUCCGCGGCUCCCAGAACAACGCCAGCGCCGUCAAGAGAGGCACCGCCAUCCUGCUGGAGCACCUGACAGGCAGCCUGGCCGGAGCCAUCUCCGUGUCCACCCACCUGGACAUCGCCCCCCAGCACCACCUCUUCAUGAUGGGCCGCAACGGCAGCAACAUCAAACACAUCACCCAGCGCACCGGCGCCCAGGUCCACUUCCCCGACCCCAACAGCCCCCAGAAGAAGUCCACCGUCUACAUCCAGGGCACCAUCGAGUCAGUCUGCUCCGCACGACAGCACCUCAUGGGUUGCCUGCCCCUGGUGCUGAUGUUUGACAUCAAAGAGGACAUCGAGGUGGAGGCUCAGUACACCACGGCUCUGAUGGAGCAGCUGGAUGUCUUCAUCAGCAUCAAGCCCAAACCCAAACAACCCAGCAAGUCUGUGAUCGUUAAGAGCGUGGAGAGGAACGCGGUCAACAUGUACGAGGCCAGAAGGUUCCUCCUGGGGCUGGAGAACCCCGCCGGUUCUUCCACCUCCUCGUUUUCGUCUGCGGCCGUGUCCCACACCAACGCUCCCUCCCCCUCCCUCAUCGGCCUGGACAUCCUGGCCUCAGCUGGACUGGGGCUGAGCAGUCUGGGUCUCCUGGGGGCGUCCGUGCCCCACUCCCUCAGCAGUUCCCCGCUGCCCAACUCUGUCCUCAAUAGCCUGAACUCCUCCAGGAGUGCCUUGCAGAGCCCCAGCGCCCCCUCUCCCUCGCCCUCCCUCUGGGCCAGCUCACUGUCCGCCUCCCAAGCUUUCUCCUCUUCUCUGCUGAUGCACCCUGUCGCCCAGGCCACCCUCAACAGCAUCCUGAUGUCUGGGGUACAGGGCUACAGCCACAACACCCCCUCGCCCCCGCCAGGCCUGGCCCCCAUCGACAAGCAGACCAACGGGGCCCCUGACUGCACCAAGGGCCCCUGCACCCUCAAUGGGCACGUGAAGCACCCCUGCUCAGUGUAUGGGAGGAUGUCCACUGCAUCACGGACAGACUCAGGCCUGAACCCAAACCAGUGUGACUCAGUCCAGGAGGCCAGCGGCCACAACCCCUCAGAGCCCAUGUCCAGCAAGUCCAACCAAGACGAAGACUCUGACACUUUUGUUGAAGUGGGCAUGCCCAGGAGCCCGUCUCACUCAGCCAAUGGGAACGAGCUGGAGAAGAUGCUGGCUUCCUGUAAGACGUCGUCAGGGAAACGGCAGGCGGUGGAGCUUCUGCAGGGGACCAAGAACUCCCAUCUCCACUCAGACCGCCUGCUGUCGGAGGGGGAGUGCGGCUCGUCCGACGGGGGCGUGGCCGAUAAGAGAGCUCCGGGCAGCGAGCGGGCGGCCGAGCGAGCGGCGCUGCAGAGCGAGAGAGAGAGGAACCGCCUGACGCCUCAGGCUGCCUUCGCCAGCAUGCAGGCGUUUGACUAUGAACAGAAAAAACUGUUAGCAACCAAAGCCAUGUUGAAGAAGCCGGUGGUGACGGAGGUGCGGACCCCCACCAACACGUGGAGCGGUCUGGGGUUCUCCAAGUCCAUGCCUGCAGAGACCAUCAAGGAGCUCCGUAGGGCCAACCACGUUCCUUACAAACCCUCCAUGAGCACCACCUUCGAGGGCUGUCCCCUGUCCCUGUCUCGCUCCAACAGUCGCGAGUGCAUCGGCAACGGCAGCGACUCCGACAAUUGGCGGGAACGGAACGGAGGGGGCGUGGGCGGGCUGCCCGGACACCCAGAAUUCCCCGCUCCCGUCGGCAGCCCCAAGAGGAAGCAGAACAAGUCUGCUGCAGAGCUCUACCUCAGCAGCAGUAACUACAUGGACUGCGUGUCUUCGCUCAGUGGCAGCAACGGCUGCAGUCUCAACUCGUCGUUCAAAGGCUCUGAGCUGCCGGAGCUGUUCAGCAAGCUGGGCCUGGGGAAGUACACGGACGUGUUCCAGCAACAGGAGAUCGACCUGCAGACGUUCCUCAGCCUGACCGACCAGGACCUGAAGGAGCUGGGCAUCACCACGUUCGGAGCCCGCCGGAAAAUGCUGCUCGCCAUCUCAGAACUGAAUAAGAACAGGCGGAAGCUGUUUGAACCCCCCAUCAGGUCCUCCUUCCUGGAAGGGGGCGCUAGCGGCCGUCUGGCUCGGCAGUUUCACGCUGACAUGGCCAGCGUUAGCGGCCGGUGGUAGGCCCCCAGGGACCCCCGGUACCCUCCGUGAUGGGCCCCAAGACGAGGCCUCAUUCUGGGCCUCUGACGCCCACUCUGCAGCCUCUCUGGGUGCUCGGCUGAUGGUGCCUGAUCUUAGAAUGUUUAACUGUUUUGUAUCCAAAAUAAGCCAUAGUUUACCCAAAAGUGUCAUUAGGAAAUAAGGGAUGUCUCAGAGAUUUAUGAAGUUCAGUCUUACUCCGUGUGGUUCCUAGAAGUGGACCAUAUGUGAGGCAUUUACACAUGACGGCUAUUGUGUUAGUCAUAAAGGUUGCUGUCAAGUAUUUUGUACAGUAUUUGUUGAAGUGAAUAGGUGGAAUGAUUAGUACAAUCUCAUACAUUGAUACCAUCUACUUGCAUAGUAUGCUGUUGGAUCAAUUACAUGCACUUUACCCAUUCUAGACUUUUACCUGUGAAAGCCAGAUUCCUCAAAUUGGAAUUCAUUUUGCAGUUUGUAUGACUCGAAUCACAGAUGUGAUUGUACCAAGCCAAUUGUUAGCACUUAUCGCAAAGGAGUAGGAAUAAGGUAAUAACGUCUAAGUGCCAAAGUGACUUCAACUCAACACCAGAGGAAUGACCUUUAACCCUUCUUAAUGUUUCUGUAGAUUUACUGAUCAGUAUUGCAACCAGUCAGCUGCUGUGGUUGGCUUGCAAUCUGUCACACAUAUUUUACAAAGCCCCAACAGUAUUGUAUAUUCAUUUAUUGGUUAUUUUAUCAUCAUUGUAGGAGGGGGGGGGGGGUACAGUAAUUGGUUUACAUGUAUUAUGUUGUGUUUUCCAUUUUUAUACCUUUAUAAGUUUCCGAGAUUCGUACUUCAUGUCUUUGUUGUUUUUUUAUGGAAAUGUUUUCACCUUGUUAAAUGCAUUUGUGGAGGUUUGUGGCUGUGCCAUUAGACCAAAGUGGAAAGCGAGAGAGAGAGAGAGACAGAAGUAGAGAUAUAUCUGUCAGUACCUUACAGGAGGUCUCUUUCUCUCUGAAUAUGACAGUUGGCAGUUUUCUGUGGUUUUCUUAGUGUGUCUAGUUAUCUGUCUGUGGGCUGUAAGUUUGCCUCUGCAUGUCUCUGUGUAUGGAAUCCAUUCAGCAGACACGCCUCUUCUUAAAGGAUCUGUGCUUUUCUCACACGUUUCAAUUACUGACUGUAUUUAGAGCAAUUAACGGAGCUAGUCAGUCGACUAAUGAAGAACGGUCAAACCCACUACUAUUCCUCAUGGUCUGCUGUUAGAAAGGUACUUCAAUACAGAGUUCCAAACUGUAACUCGACCGACAUGACGACCUCAGUUGAAGGGGCAGAACACUGUCCCUCUAACACCUUAUGGUAGAGAACAUCUCCGAGCGAGGACACAUCGUUUUGCACACAAAUCAAUGAAAGCGAUAAUAAUCACCAAACAAACUCCUGCUUUAAAUCACGUAAAGGCAGAGAAACACCAAAUAUAACUUGUGCAAUCAGGUAUCUGGAGAUCUUGUUCAACUGUAGAUGAAGAAACAGGACAAUGUGUGCAGAGCAAUGGUGCUCAUGGUCACAGUAUGUGGAUGCUGAGAAACUCCCCACGCUUAAUUUGGAAUCAUUUAGGAUGACUCUUACGACGUGGUUUUGGAUGAGCCCUUUAACAAAAAAAUACAUCCAAAUUUAGUUGGAUUAAGCACUUAACUUAACCAUGACAUCUUCUAUGAUGGUUCUGUGAUGAUCUGAUCAUUUAAAUAAGUAUAUAUAGUUUAUAGGUAUAACAAGACUAUUUGAUUGCCAUAAAAUGUUUUCGUGCCAAAAUGUAAGACUAUCUACUGACGACAAAGAAUAGUAGCAGUCUAAGUGCAUAUCAGGGGCGUUUUCACAAUGACAAGAAACUGCAUGAAACUGACUGCAUCCAAAUCCUGUCGCAGUAGUUAAGUAAUCAGGAACAGCAGACAGUUGGUUGGAGUCUCAGAAGAAGAAUCUAGAAUUCUAAUCACGCACGGCGAGAUGGUCUUGCAUGGUGCGUUCUCUGUCGAAGCAUCAUGGCCUCUAUCAAGCUGAACCUUUUUUCUUUUCAAAGCGUUCUUUAUGCAGUUACCAUGUUAGUAUUGCCGUUCAAUCCUGACAAGGUUGCCAUUGUCAAGUAGCAGUGUUUUUUGGUCCUUUUGUAUUACAUUAACUAUAAAAAGGGAUUGAGAAGACCAAGAGGUAGAAUAGAGGACUGAUCAAUUUCACUCAUCAUGGUACCAAACUGAGCACUGAUUCAAGAGUGUCAGUGCUGUUAACUUGCACUCAGCAGGUGUAUUUGUUAUCACUCAAGUGAAGUCUUCUCUAAGGGAAAUUUUGAUUUAAACUGUCAAGUUAAUGGUGUUACAAAUUAUUGAUGUGUUUUAUGUGGUCUAAUGAAAGGACUUGUUUGCAUUCAACGUUUACCAGGAGCCUGUCCACCAACCUCUCUACAGGAUGGCUAUGCAAUUACGUCUUUCACGUUUAUGUUGUACUCAUGUUCUAUCCAAAGGUUUGAAAGGGUCUAUUUUGUACUGUGUUCAAUAAAAUGGUACAUUUAUAAUGAAUGUAAACCACUAAGGAAUUCCAUAUGUUCUUACUUAGCUUUUGUGCAAAAGCUUCAUCCUUGAACAACAAUGUGUAUGGUUGUGUAAUACAUCUGUUUUUGUGUUAAAGACAGAAAGGUACAGUUUUACAUGACAAGGUCAAUCCCAGCCAUCUUGGAGAAACACAUCAUUGUUUUGUACGAUGGCUUCUGUUGACCCAGCUGUUAGUCAUUGUGUUCACUCUGUCACUACAUCUGUCAAUACACAGAUACCAAUAGAGCAUUGUUGUCGAAGUAACAAAAAUUACAAAAACUUUUCUUAUUGUUAUUGCAAUAAAUUUAAUAAGUAUGUGGACUGA
Hypomesus transpacificus is the source of this 6191-nucleotide messenger RNA. RefSeq names its product protein bicaudal C homolog 1-B-like. Gene Ontology annotation, molecular function: protein binding; RNA binding. The transcript is spliced from 21 exons. NCBI's taxonomy places the organism in Eukaryota, Metazoa, Chordata, Actinopteri, Osmeriformes, Osmeridae. Gene Ontology annotation, cellular component: cytoplasm. The coding region runs from base 401 to 3313 and encodes 970 amino acids. The record is from RefSeq and is a predicted model, not a curated record.